AUGGCUUCAUCUUCAUCCUUUCUCUUGCUACUUUUCUCUGUCAUAUCUUUAACAGCUAUAGAAUCAAUGCCUGCAUAUUUUCCCGGAGCAAUCUAUCAAUCUUCUCCACACAAACAAGCCAAGACCACAAAACCAAAGAUACCAUACAAAACCCAUUACUUUCCUCAGCUUCUUGAUCACUUCACAUUCCAACCCAAAAGCUCCAAAACCUUCUACCAGAAAUACCUUGUGAACAACCAGUACUGGCACAAAGGAGCCCCCAUCUUUGUCUACACAGGAAAUGAAGGGGACAUUGACUGGUUUGCAGCCAAUACUGGCUUCAUGCUUGACAUUGCUCCAAAAUUUCAUGCUCUCCUAGUCUUCAUAGAGCAUAGGUUUUAUGGAGAAUCAUUGCCAUUUGGGAACAAGUCUUACAAGUCAGCAAGGACCCUGGGGUACCUGAAUUCACAGCAAGCAUUGGCUGAUUAUGCAGUUUUGAUUAGGAGCUUGAAGAAAAAUCUAUCUUCUGAGACAUCCCCAGUUGUGGUCUUUGGUGGGUCUUAUGGAGGAAUGCUGGCUGCCUGGUUUAGACUGAAAUACCCACAUAUAGCCAUCGGAGCAUUAGCUUCUUCAGCCCCAAUAUUGCAGUUUGAUGGCAUAACUCCAUGGUCUAGCUUCUAUGAUGCUGUUUCUCAGGAUUACAAGGAUGCAAGCUUGAACUGCUAUGAGGUGAUAAGGGGGUGCUGGGCAGAACUUGAUGAGCUGUCAACUCAAAAAGAAGGGUUGGCUGAAGUCAGCAGGACUUUCAAAACUUGCAAGAAUCUUCGAUCAAUCUACUCUGCUCGGGACUGGUUAUGGUCAGCAUUUGUUUACACAGCCAUGGUGAAUUACCCCAUGGAAGCCAAUUUUAUGAUGCCAUUGCCUGCCUAUCCGGUAGAAGAGAUGUGCAAGAUUAUCGAUGGAUUGUCACCUGAAACUACCAAGCUCAGCAGGGUUUUUGCUGCUGCAAGCUUAUACUACAAUUACUCACAGACUGAAAAAUGCUUCAAAUUAGAAGAUGAUACCGAUGCUCAUGGCCUCCAUGGUUGGGAUUGGCAGGUAAAGAACUCGAGCGCAAAUGUGCAGUAGUUGCAGUAGAAUCCUCUAGUCUGUUAGCAUGUCAUGUUCACCAAAAUCAACUACACCUUUACCCACUUUUAACUCCGGAUGCAUAUUUUUUUCGUACAAAAACCAACUCAACUCAUAAUUGUCCACAUUAUGUCAUGGUUAGACAUAUUAAACUUGAAGUUAACUAAGAAAAAUUAUAAGUGGUGACGCUAAGAGGUGGAUCAAUUCCGAAUAUGAGGUUAGGUAGGGAAACGCCUCGAGUAAACAUUGCACAAGAAUCCAAACUAUUGGCAUUUUAAAGUAAAUAUAAGGAUUCUACCAUUCAUCUAUUGUAUCGUGUGAACAAAUUCGCGGUAAAAACUGUCAAAAGAGCCAAAACUAGAGACUUUGAUUACUUGGCUGAGUUUGGGUUUGACUUGAAAAUAGAUGUUCAAACUAGAAUUAGUUUAGUUCAGAAAGGGUUUGAUGGUGGAAAGGGUUUGAUGGUGCAAACUAACGUGGGUGAACAGAGUGCGUGAGACCAAAAGUAAAUCUAGGCUGUCAACUUCAUAAUGACAGAGAUGAAGUAUUUCUUAGAGGGUAGGGGAAUUUGUACAGUAAGAAUAUAGUGGUUCACCGGUUCUGGAGCUCAGUUAAUCCACUCUCCAAUGAAGGCUCU
Messenger RNA from Ilex paraguariensis (yerba mate), 1744 nucleotides. The record is from the annotation of a GenBank genome assembly. NCBI's taxonomy places the organism in Eukaryota, Viridiplantae, Streptophyta, Magnoliopsida, Aquifoliales, Aquifoliaceae.